UAUCAUCCUACCUCAUCAUAUAUAUCUAUAGAGAGAGAGAGAGAGAGAGAUCCGAUCGGUCGAACGAUGGAAAUCAUGAAAAGGGUGAUCAUGUUCCAGAUGAUCAUGAUGAUCAUUUUGUUGCUGUGUUUGAUGAGUACUCCAAUAUUCACAGGGGCAAGGAAUGUCGACGUUAAUGUAAGAAGCAAUAUUAUUAACUCAUCAUGUCAAGCAGACUGUGGAAAUAAUGUUAUUAUUCCAUACCCUUUUGGAAUAGGAGCUGGUUGCUACGUUGACCAUUGGUUUGAAGUUGUCUGUAUUAGUAAUAAUACUGACUCCUCCUCCUCCUCCUCCUCGGGCUCAGGCCCUCCCAAACCAUUCUUGAAAAGGUUCAACCUGGAAGUGCUGGACAUUCAACUUGAAGAAGCUACAGUUCGCGUCCAGUAUCCGAUAUUUUCGAAGUGUGACAAUUUCACGAGCACAGGCAAUCAUUCGGAGUUAGUAGAAAGCCCUUUCGUUUUCUCGGACCGCACCAACAAAUUCAUUACGAUGCCCAUGACUUGCGACUGCGACUUCACUACCUCAAUAUGGUCCCCAGAUGGCUCAGUUUCAUAUGGUGGGUGCAAGUCCCUUUGUAGUAGCCAAAGUGGAUUAAUAUUAAAUAGUACAAGCAGCUGCGGCCACCGUACUGACUGCUGCACAAUCACAAUCCCUUCAAAUUUUGGUGCUUUUACUACGAAGAUAGAGCAACCAAUUACUCCAUACAAUACCAUUGAAGGAUGUAAAUAUGGAUUCUUGGUAGACUAUUUGUGGUUCCUGAGUCAUUUCACAACUCCAACCCAAAAUAUGUCAGUUCCAGUGGUAUUGAAAUGGGGGAUUGCAAAGGCAUAUGAUGGAUCCACCUCUGGACUUUGUAAAACAGAUCGAGAUAAUCCCACUUUUCAGGGUAGCUCUACCUUUAAAUGUUUUUGCAUGUCUGGCUUUAAAGGAAAUCCCUAUCUUCCUGAUCAUGAAGGAUGUCAAGGUACGUAACUAAUUCGAGUAAUACUAGGUUUAGGAUAUUUGAAAAAUGUAGAACCCAUCAUAAAAAAGAAAAAAUAGAUUUUUCAAAUGGAUUUCUUUUUUUUUUCCCCAAAGGAU
Molecule: messenger RNA, 1119 nt
Organism: Carya illinoinensis
Lineage: Eukaryota; Viridiplantae; Streptophyta; Magnoliopsida; Fagales; Juglandaceae
Product: wall-associated receptor kinase-like 10
Exons: 1
Coding region: 67-1011 (314 amino acids)
Molecular function (GO): polysaccharide binding
Source: RefSeq, a predicted model, not a curated record